Molecule: messenger RNA, 5027 nt
Organism: Carassius gibelio (silver crucian carp)
Lineage: Eukaryota; Metazoa; Chordata; Actinopteri; Cypriniformes; Cyprinidae
Product: phosphatase and actin regulator 4A
Exons: 14
Coding region: 431-3469 (1012 amino acids)
Biological process (GO): neural crest cell migration; actin cytoskeleton organization
Molecular function (GO): actin binding
Source: RefSeq, a predicted model, not a curated record
CUCAGCCCUUUCUCAUGUUGCAGCCGCUCUCAGGUUACACUGCACUGUCUCACGCAUUUUGGGAAAUGAAGGUAUGUAGCAAGCUAAUGUCAAGGCUCGGCUCGGCUCGCCUCCCAUCUCCUCCGAUCUCACUGAGGAACAAUCCGGCACUGGGAAUGAGCGGCAUCCCGGCCAGCUGACGUGCUCCAGACGAGCUGCGCAUGUUAUUCCUGAAGUCAAGGCUGCUGGGAGGGAGGGACCUUCAGGAGUUGUUGAGUCGGAGCGAGUGAGCCACCAAAACACAAGUUGUGAAGUAAAAAGGAGGGACGAAUGUACGGGUCAAGCCACAUCUAGGAUUACAGAGAAUAGUGGAACUGUGUUUAACCUGUCUGCCCCGCGCGGGACAGGCAGAGGACGGGGUGCACGGGACGCAGGGGUACAGGGCAAGAUUAUGGGACAUGGAGCCAGCACUCAGACUUUAAACCCAAGCCUUGCCUACAUAACAGAUGAUGAAGUGGAUCACAGUGUCCCAGACAGUGAUGGAGCACCUCCAGGAGCAGGAACCCCUUCGGCCAAGGGCAAGGGCAAGUUCUCCAAUCUGGGCAAGAUCUUCAAACCCUGGAAGUGGAGGAAGAAGAAAAGCAGUGACAAGUUCAAGGAAACAUCAGAAGUGUUGGAGAGGAAGAUUUCGAUGAGGAAGCCCCGAGAGGAGCUGAUAGAGCGAGGGUUACUGAAGGACGUCCCAGAGAAUGAGAGUAAUGAUGUGAAUCACAAAGCUCCUCCGGUGAAGAACGGCCACACAGUGCCUGGAGAGCGCAGGUCAGACACAGGGUCAGAGGUCAAGGCGCCAUCUUCACGGCCACAAGGAGAAGAACAGAGGAUCAGCCUCGCACCCGAACCGGAGCGCCGCAACCGAGCGCCCUCCGACGUCAGUCGCAACCGCCAGCCGCUGGACGUGGACGCUCGGACGCGGAUACCACCCGAAACAGAGCGACGCAGCCGACCCGAGUCAGACCUGGAGAGACCAGCGGGAUCUUUACAGAGAGAGAGACCGGGACAGGAGGAGGGACGGUAUCGGCGGGAGGAAAGAGACGAGAAAGCAGGCAGGGACCGAGAACGACGGGAUAGAAAAGAUGACAGGGAAGGAAGAGGAGACAGACGAGACAAGAGACCGGAUAAAGAAGACGGGUAUGGAAGAGGGGAGCGAGAUGAGCGUGAGAAAGAGAGGAGGAAUGACAGAGAAAGGCGGGACGAGAAAGACUGGAGAGAAAACAAGGACAGAAAACAGCCACGGGACAGGAAAGAGGAUCACGAAAGACGGGAUGAGCCCGAGAGAGUAGACGAGAGAGAGCGAAAGGAGCUGAACGAGAGGAGAGAAGACCGGGAAAGAAGAGAGGAACGGGAUCGACGCGAGGAGAGAGACAGGAGAGACAUCAGGAGGCCAGAACCCGUGAAACAGGUGUCUGAUGGGAAACUCUUCCGGCCUCAGUCAGAACAGGACAUGAGACCCGUUCUCCAGAAGAGCUCGUCUGACAUUGGACAGAAGGUCCGGCCGUUUUCAGAGAGCAUCCAGAGCAGCACACUGCCACGACACACGCCUGAAGAGGAGGAGUCCAGGACACGCACAGGAUCAGUGGGUGUGCGGUUUGUUCCUGAGCCCAAACCUGCAUCAAGUGCCUCCUCUAAAGACUUCCAGCCGCCCCCUAAACAGGCCAUUCUUCCUCCCAAAUGGCUGAUGGGUUCUUCCUCCUCCUCCACUGAGACUGCUCCAGUCCCAUCCUCCUCCUCCUCUUCAUCAUCAUCGUCGACUUCAUCAUCCUCUGCUCCCCCCAUUGCUAAGCCUCCUCCUCGGACUGUGUCUUUAAAUGUAGACGACUCCUCCCGAAGUAAUCCCACUCCUUCCGUUACAGCAGGAGACCGUGAAGCUCCGCCCACUGUUUCUGGUCACUCAACUCCGCCCACUGUCCCCGCCCACUCUACCCCUCCCACUGUCCCCGCCCACUCUGCUCCGCCCACUGUUUCUGCCCACUCCAACCCUCCUGCCUCUACUGCCCCGAAACAGCCGCCCGUGCCCCCUCCCAAACCCUCCCAUCACAACAGCAACACUGCACUGCAAGCUUCAACGUUACAAAGAUCUUACCAAGCUCCGCCUCCUCAGUACUGGACGAGCUGGAGACGGCAGGCAGAGUCUGGAGUCUAUCUCUCCCUGCCCACCUACCUCAGCCCGAGGGGCGCUCAGCUCCGCCCAGUGGAUCCCUCCCAAGUCCCAGUCUCAGUCAAGCGAUCUCCUCCCGUUCCCCCAAAGAGGGUGACUCCUGUGACCAAGCGCCUCUCAGACGACUCUUCGGCCAAUCAGCCUGAGCCUCCGCCCCCAGGCCCCGCCUCCAAUCCGGUCCCGUCCCCAGCUUCGGCCCCGCCCCCUGGCCAAUCAGACAACUCCGAAGCACUCUCCCCUCCACCAACCCAUAUACCUCCAUCCCCUCCCCGUGCCCACCAGCCUGAGGUCCCACACGUGGACCCCCCCAGCCCCACCACAGAGCCACCCUCGGAGCCGCCCUUACCUCUGCACAUACGCAUCCAGAGAGCCUUGAACAGUCCUGGCCCCAUCCAGCCCAACCCGGAGGGAUCCAAGCGAGCUCAUUCGCUUCUGUUUGAGUCACCCCCGGACUUUCUGGCUGAGGCCCAAGGAGAGAGGCGAAACUCUCUUCCUGUCACUAUCGAACCUCUGCGACUGCCUGAGGAUGAUGAUUUUGACAUUGAAGAAGAGCUGCAGAAGCUGCGCCCCGCCCCUCGGCCCACUCUUCAGCUGGAGCCGCGCAGCCGGAGGGGUCUGGUGGGAGACCCUCGGGUCACCGUCAUCCCUGAGGACACGGGGCACGGAGACAGCGUCGACGAGGAGAACGAAGAGAGCGAUUCUGAUGGACCCGUCAAUUACAGAGAGGACGAUGAUGACGACGAUGAGGAGGAUGUUCCCAAGGGUGGGCUGGCGAGCCGUGUGAAGCGUAAGGACACUCUGGCUCUGAAGCUGGAGCGUCAGCAGGAGAAAGAGAAAGAGCAGUCUCAGGACCAGGAGAACAUCACCUGGGACAACAAAGAGCAGUGGGAGUCUGUCCGCAACAAGAUCGGCAGCGCCCUCAAUAGGAGGCUGAGUCAGAGACCCACCGCGCAAGAGCUUGAGCAGAGAAACAUCCUUCUGGCCAAGGAUGAAGCGGAUCGACGCGCAGAAAGAAGUGAAAUCAAGCGCAGACUGACCAGAAAGCUGUCCCAGAGGCCUACGGUGGCUGAGCUGCAGGCCAGAAAGAUCCUGCGCUUUCAUGAGUAUGUGGAGUGCACUCACGCUCAAGACUACGACCGGCGCGCUGACAAACCCUGGACCAAACUCACACCUUCUGACAAGGCGGCCAUAAGAAAAGAGCUGAAUGACUUUAAGAGCUCAGAAAUGGAAGUACAUGAGGACAGCAGGAUAUACACCAGGUUUCAUCGGCCAUAAUCGGCGUCUCUAAAGAGGAAGCCCCAGAUGGAUAAAAGCUGCAUCUAGAAGCCUCCAUCUCACUCCAGCAUCCAGUUUCCCAUGAUCCUCCAGCCUGUACUGACGAGUGUCGGACCAGCCGCUGAGUGCUCUGCACUCAAGUGGAGGAGGAGGAAGUGAUGCGGGUGUGUGUGGGAUGCUGGUACGUCUGGGGAGCGGGUUUGAGGGCCAGUGCACUGUAGAGUUCCCAUGAUUCCCACAGCGUGGACUGGGGUGUUUUAAUCAUCUUUAUGGUACACACGUUUCUGUGAUCAAGAAUGUGCUUGUGUACCCAACAAUAAUACUUUUAUGGAAAUUAUGACACUGGAGAUAAACUGUUUUAGUGUUGAGCGAGAGUGAGGGAGUGAUGAUAUUUGCUGUCUUCUUAUGCCUUUACACUGUUAAAUGAUUUUUUUAGCCUGACCUUCGAGUAAUACAGAAGAAAGUCAUGUAACACUGUUUCUCACGCUGAACACACACUGACUGGUGUGUGGAUCUGAAAGCACAUCUUUGUAAUUCUCAGGACGUCGGCACGCGGUCUCACUUUCUCUUUAUGUGCAUUUUACUGAAAUGUACCAUACUUUGACUUUUCCACACAGAUAAAACACCAGCUUUAAUAUGAAUCAUAUUUUUUAACAACAUAGCACUUCACUUUAGAUAUUUGUGAAUCCCACAAGAACACACCAUAUUUUACCCAAAAAUCAUAAGAAUUCACUAGAUUCUAUUUUUAGAUAUUACUAGAUAUUAUUUGCAUAAUUUAAGCACAUUUUUCCCCUAAAUUAUUCUUAAUAUAGUGUUGAACAUCUUACUUUUUGAGUUGUUGUAUUUUUUGUUUUUUUCUGUGUGUGCUUUUUCUCAUGUGCAUUGUUGUCAACUGUAAUUCUUGUUACUGUAAUAGAUUUUAUAUUUUAUUACAGUAAAAUACUGUAAUUUUUUUUCGUAUUUAAAAGCAAUAUAUAUAUAAAUAUGAAAAAAAAAAACUGUCUUUCACAUAUUACCAUAAUGAGAAUGCAUUUUUUUUUCUUUCUUUUUUUUCACAAUGCCAAACAUUCUAAUGAUCCUAAAGCUUAAUUUUCCUUAAGCAAAACUUUUUGUUUUGGGAUGAAAUAUGCACUUGACAGCUUUCGUGAGAUUCAGCUGUAAAUGAUGAUAUAGUGCACUGUACAUUGAACAAUUUAAUAGAAAAUGGUUGAUGUUACAUCAUGGAGUCAUUGUAAAAAUCCUGGUGCAUUAUUGAAUGGUACUUUUUCACAUCACUGCUGGUUUUACGGUCCACUUUAUUUUGUCUGGCACCAGAGGGCCUGCACUGUAUAGAGACAUGCUGUAGAUUCUAUUGUAUAUCUCGUCUUCCUGACAUCAGAAAUGUGUUUUAAUUGUAAUUUAUAGUAUUACACUAUACUGUUUUUUAAGGUGCAAACAGAAUGACUACAGGUUAAGUGAUGCAAUUAUCCGGUACAAAACAGCUGUAAAGAUAUAUUAAAAAGGUAUUUCAAUUAAUACAUGUACAUGCACAAUGAAUUAAAACUAAACUGUGACCAUC